Molecule: messenger RNA, 1958 nt
Organism: Cornus florida
Lineage: Eukaryota; Viridiplantae; Streptophyta; Magnoliopsida; Cornales; Cornaceae
Product: F-box/kelch-repeat protein OR23
Exons: 2
Coding region: 473-1723 (416 amino acids)
Molecular function (GO): protein binding
Source: RefSeq, a predicted model, not a curated record
AUUUAAUUUUCCCUCAGAACUUUCCGGGAAAGGUCAAAAUCUUGCCAAACAAGAAACUGCUGCAACAGAUCUUUGUCUACAAUCGUUUUUGCAAAUUUAUAUAGUAUUAGAAACGUCUUAGAGAUAGUGUGUGUGUAGAGAGAGAAUUGAUUUUGGGGAGAGAGACAGUGUGGAAACACUGGUUACUUAUAUUCAUGAUAUUAGUAUAUAUGUAUAUACAGAGAGUGUGAAGGCAGAUUAUCAGGGAAAUUAAGAAACAGAUUGUAUUUAUAUUGGGGUUUUGAUUCAGUGAUAGAAAGUUUGGGGUGGUGUGUGUAUAGAGAGAGAGAAUUGUUUUAAGAUGUUACCUUCAUCCUUUUCGUACUGAUUUCUAGAGCGAGAGUGUGUACAGAUUGAGAGAGAGAGAGAUUGGAUUCAAACACAGAGCGAUUUGUGUAUAAUUGAUUCAGAUUUCAAGUUCUUAUAGAGAAACAUGUCCCCUACAUCUUCAUUUUCGAAUGAACAAAUACGGACCCAACCCCAAACCCUAACCCUAAUUCCAGGAGUCCCAAACGAUCUAUCCGCAUUAAUCCUAGCGUUCGUUCCAUUCUCUCACUAUGCUCGUCUCAAAUCAACCUGCAAAUCAUGGAGGGUUUUCCUAUCAUCCAAAACCCUAAUUUGUCUCCGCCGAUCACACCUCCGGAUCUCUCAUCUCUCACACCUCCUCUGUAUCUUCCCUCAGGACCCGUCAAUUGCGUCACCGUACCUUUUCGACCCUCGAAACCUAGCAUGGUGUCCUCUCCCUCCCAUGCCCUGUAACCCCCAUGUCUAUGGCCUCUGCAAUUUCACCUCAAUUUCAAUUGGGCCACACCUCUAUGUCCUUGGAGGAUCACACUUCGACACAAGGUCCUUCCCUAUUGAUCGUCCCUCCCCAUCGUCCUCCACUUUCCGCUACGACAUAGUCACGUCUUCAUGGGACCGUCUCUCCCCCAUGCUCUCGCCUCGUGGGAGCUUUGCGUGUGCUGCGAUCCCAAAUUGGAAUUGUAUUCUUGUUGCUGGUGGUGGGUCUAGGCACACCCUGUUUGGAGCUGCUGGGAGUAGGAUGAGUUCAGUGGAGAUGUAUGAUAUAGGGAAGGAUGAGUGGGUGGCGUUGGAUGGGUUGCCACGGUUUCGAGCAGGGUGUGCAGGAUUCUUGAUGGGAAAGGGGGAGAAGAAGGAAUUCUGGGUGAUGGGUGGAUAUGGGGAAUCGAGGACGGUUUCAGGGGUGUUUCCCGUGGAUGAGUAUUACAAGGAUGUUGUGAUGAUCGAAUUGAAGAAUGGUGGGAAGUGGAGGGAGCUUGGAGAUAUGUGGGAGGAAGGGGAGAGGAGGCGACUCGGGAAAAUUGUUGUCGUUGAGGACGAAUUUGGAGAUGUUCCUGGCAUUUUUAUGCUUGAUGGAUUCGAUAUCUUCAGGUAUGAUAUGGCUUUGAACCGUUGGCUGACGGAGACAAGUGUACCAAGAAAAGCCCCCAACGACUCGUCAUUUGGUUUUGUUGUGUUGGACAGGGAGUUGCAUGUGAUGACUCUUCUGAACGGAAUUGAUUCAACAGAGACACGAAGAUCACGACAGCAAAAGAGGGCAGCAACACUGUUCAUACAGAUAUACCAUCCUAGGAGGAAGUCAUGGAGAACUCUAAUCACAAAGCCACCAUUUCACAACCCUUUAGAUUUCAAAACUGCGGUUAUGUGCACCAUUUGCCUGUAGAAGAUUCCAUUGAUUUCUCUGAUGUGUGUAACGCUGUUAUUACGUCUGCAUAAUGCUCGUUUCAUCUUUUAGCUUCAGUACCUUGAUGGUUAGUAUGUUAUAGUAUUUGUAUAUGCCAGUGUAUAGCUUGAUGAGGAUGAUUGCAUUCCAAUAAAAAUGUUGUAUUGAUUUUCACUUGACUUGUGUAGAUAACUUCCACAAGUAAAUGUAUCUAAAUUUUGUGUAUAUCUCUUCA